This is a messenger RNA of Chroicocephalus ridibundus (black-headed gull), 11060 nucleotides long. RefSeq names its product fucosyltransferase 8 (gene FUT8). Bases 574 to 2304 code for a protein of 576 amino acids. Gene Ontology annotation, molecular function: glycoprotein 6-alpha-L-fucosyltransferase activity; protein binding. Gene Ontology annotation, biological process: protein N-linked glycosylation. NCBI's taxonomy places the organism in Eukaryota, Metazoa, Chordata, Aves, Charadriiformes, Laridae. Gene Ontology annotation, cellular component: Golgi cisterna membrane. The transcript has 12 exons. The record is from RefSeq and is a predicted model, not a curated record.
CUCCGUCCCCCUCAGCCCGCCGGCGGCUCCCGUUAAGCGGCGGCGGGUUCCUGCUUCCGUCUCCUCACCGCGGGGUCUCCCCGCCUUCCUCCCCCGCGCCGCUCGCCCCGGCGUCUCCCCUCGCCCGGCACCCUCGGCGCCGGCAGCGCGGGCCCCGCCAGCGGCGCCGGCACUCGGAUAAUUACCUAGGCUUCAAAAUGAAAGUGAGGAAGAAGAGUCACCAGAAGUAUUAAUUUGUAUAAUAAUUAUUGCUGUUAUUAAUUUCACUUGCUGCUGGACUAGUGGAAUUAUUUGUUAACCUCCAAGCCCAUGAUGCAGUUGUGUUUAUUUCCUGCUGUCAUGGAGAGGAAUAUGAGUGAAGAAUGAUGCUAUAUUAAUGCUUUCUAUGUACAGCACCAUAAGGAUUUUCUCUAAGGAGUUGCAGUAAGAUAAACACUGAGAAUAAUUUUUCUCUGGUACAAUGUGGUGAAGAAGAGGAACUUCGAAAUUGUCCACUUUUGUACAGGCGAAGGACUUAAAAUGUUUGUUAUUUUGUGAGCAGAAGCAGUUCUGGAGUGAAUUGAACUUCUGAAAAUGCGGCCAUGGACUGGUUCCUGGCGUUGGAUUAUGCUCAUCCUCUUUGCUUGGGGAACUUUACUCUUUUAUAUUGGUGGACACCUGGUACGAGACAGUGAGCACCCAGAUCACUCUAGUCGCGAGUUAUCCAAGAUACUUGCUAAACUUGAACGUUUAAAGCAGCAAAAUGAAGACUUGAGGCGGAUGGCAGAAUCUCUCAGGAUACCAGAUGGUCCCAUUGAUCAGGGACCAGCUGCAGGAAAGGUACAUGCUUUAGAGGAGCAACUUCUGAAGGCCAAAGAACAGAUAGAGAACUAUAAGAAGCGGACAGGAGAUGGAGGCCUUGGAAAAGACCAUGAAAUAUUGAGGAGGAGGAUUGAAAAUGGGGCUAAGGAACUUUGGUUUUUCCUCCAGAGUGAAUUGAAAAAGUUGAAAAAUCUAGAAGGAAGUGAACUGCAAAGACGCAUUGAUGAAUUUCUGUCUGAUUUGGGUCAUCAGGAAAGGUCAAUAAUGACCGACUUGUACUACCUCAGUCAAACAGAUGGAGCAGGAGAUUGGCGAGAAAAAGAGGCCAAAGAUCUAACAGAUUUGGUACAGAGGAGAAUAACUUACCUACAGAACCCGAAGGACUGCAGCAAAGCUAAGAAACUCGUGUGUAAUAUCAACAAAGGCUGUGGCUAUGGUUGUCAACUUCAUCAUGUAGUCUACUGCUUCAUGAUUGCUUAUGGCACCCAGCGAACACUCAUUUUAGAGUCUCAGAAUUGGCGCUAUGCUACCGGUGGCUGGGAGACAGUAUUCAGGCCUGUAAGUGAGACAUGUACUGACAGGUCAGGUACCACCACUGGACACUGGUCAGGUGAGGCUAAUGAUAAGGAUGUUCAGGUGGUGGAACUUCCCAUUGUUGACAGCUUACACCCACGGCCACCUUAUUUACCGUUGGCUGUCCCUGAAGACCUGGCUGAUAGGCUAAUUCGUGUACAUGGGGAUCCUGCAGUGUGGUGGGUCUCGCAGUUUGUGAAAUACUUGAUUCGUCCACAGCCUUGGUUAGAAAAAGAAAUAGAGGAAGCCACAAGGAAACUUGGUUUCAAACAUCCAGUGAUCGGUGUUCACGUCCGAAGGACAGACAAAGUAGGAACAGAGGCAGCAUUUCAUCCCAUUGAAGAAUACAUGGUACAUGUUGAAGAGCGGUUUGAACUUCUUGCUCGCAGAAUGCGUGUUGACAAAAAAAGAGUGUAUUUGGCUACAGAUGACCCUUCACUGUUGCAAGAGGCAAAAUCCAAGUAUCCAAAUUAUGAAUUUAUCAGCGAUAACUCCAUAUCCUGGUCAGCAGGACUUCAUAACAGAUACACUGAAAACUCCCUGAGAGGUGUUAUUCUGGAUAUUCACUUUUUGUCUCAGGCAGACUUCCUGGUCUGUACAUUUUCGUCCCAGGUUUGUCGAGUUGCCUAUGAAAUUAUGCAGACGUUGCAUCCAGAUGCUUCAGCAUAUUUCCAUUCUUUGGAUGAUAUCUACUACUUUGGGGGACAGAAUGCCCACAACCAGAUUGCUAUUUAUGCUCAUCAUCCACGAACUGCUGAUGAAAUUCCUAUGGAACCUGGAGAUAUAAUUGGCGUAGCUGGAAACCACUGGGAUGGUUAUUCAAAAGGCAUCAAUAGGAAAUUAGGAAGAACAGGCCUGUACCCAUCUUAUAAAGUUAAGGAGAAAAUUGAAACAGUCAAGUAUCCUACAUACCCAGAGGCUGACAAGUAGAUUAAAAAGAAGACAUUCGGCAGUGAUUCUCCAUUUUGAUUGGUUUGAACCAGUCAACACACUAACUAAUGGUUUAUAUGGGAUUUGGAUAUGCAUUUUAACAUGCAGUUAAAAUCGAAGCCUUUAGUAAUGAAACUGGAUAAGAAGCUGAGAACAAAUGGAUGGGCUAUUACCUGAACUUAAACAUUAUUUGUUAUAUGCACUCUCACACAUGCACACACAAAAUCACAUGCAACAGGAAAACUGUUGUUUUAUACUUUUUGUCUCUUUUCAGGAUUUGUCCCAGUCAUUAGUCUUACAUGAGCUUUGGGCUCUUUUCUCUGCCAUUAAUUGACAAUAAUGUUUAGACUUACAACACUGCCACAUUGUGUAAUUUGAGUGACAUGAACAUAUUUUGUAUGUGCAAAAUUUAAAACAUGGUGCCUAUAUUUGAAAAAUUUGUGACCUUUUUAGAAGAGCCAUGCCUAUUUCACAAUGGGCAAGAGUCAAUCUUCAACUGGUGUUACCUUGACCACUGAACUUUCUUCAAACAACAGAUUCAGAUUUCAGACUAGAUUUCUUUACAAGUUUAUUUUUAGCAUUCCAUUGAUUACUUCUCAUCAUUAAUAAAAUAAAGAAUACAUCCAACAAUAAAAUAGUCCCUGUCUGUUAGGAACUUUUGUAAAACAAUGCCAUUAACAGAUUCUUUAGUACUGAUAAUGUUUCUGGACAUUGCCUUUGAUUAAAAAAAACUAAAACAAACCACAAAACCCACAGAGGAAAAAACUGAUGGAGUUUCACUGAAUUUUUAAACACUCAUUAAGUAGUACAACAACUGCUAGUGGCACAGUGUUUCUCAGUUCUGUGGACAGUGGGUUUUAGCAGAAUGACUUCAGUGGCUCAAUUUCUUACAUUUAUUCUCUAGCACUGUUCUUUUACCUUCCGUGUUUUUCUUCUGAAAAUAUUUUUUGGGGGAUAAUAUAGAUAGACACUUAUGAUUUUGGCAUUGAGUAUAGUUGCUUUUAAGUAAAAUACUCCAGGUUAUCCCAUUUAUAGAACCUGCCAAUCUAGAGUACUCUAAAAAAAAAAAUCUAACAAUUUGCCCAGGAAAUAGUAGGUUCCAAGAAAAUAUACACAAGGAUGAAUUUUUAUGCAUGAGAUGAUAGAUUAAAUUGUUAGUAAUUCUUAGUAUUUUGAAAUCUGUUGCUAGUCUGCACUCUAUUAAGAAAAGAGAUAAUUUACAAAACAAUUUUACAAACAAAUUUGUAGGUUUGGGGAUUGUGUGUGUGUGUGUAUAUAUAUAUGUAAAAUGUACAAGAUAUCAAGAGAUUAUUUCCAAAUAGAAAGAAUAUUAAUAGCAUUAUACUGGUUCUAGUGCAAUCCAAUCUGGAAUACUGGAAGUGCAGAAAAUGUUUACUAUUCAGACAUUGAGAAAAUGCCACAUGAGUAAAGAUUAAAAAAGCAUAACUGGUUGACCUUAACAAAGCAAAAGCUAAAAGGAUAUUUAAUUAUAUUUAUAAAUAGACCAAGAACAGUGUUGACAUAACGAAUGGAUACACUUGACCAUGAAUAAAUUUUAGGCUGAAAAGUAAAAGGAAAUCUGUGGAGGUGUGAAGUCCAGGGAAAGUCUGCUAAUUGAAAUAGUGGUGAGUAAGUUGGAACUUGAUUGGUAUGUAAAGGAAUUAAGAAAGUAGUUCUCUGUGACAUUACUUGCAGGACUGAUUCUGUAGAUCCCUUCCAGUUAUGUGUUCCUCAACUGAAAAACUAUUUUGUGUCUUGAAUAACAAAAUCAAAGCUGAAAACUGCUGUGGGGAAAAAAACCAAACACAUAAAUUGCCUGUUAAUAGUAUUAAAUAGAAAUAUCAGUAAAAUUGCGCAUAGUUACCAAAUGGGAUUUAAAGAGGGACUGAAGGAUAAAAGCAAAUGGGUAACAGUGGCCAAGAAAUGCUAAAGAUGAUGAAUUUUUGUGACUAAAGAUGACUGGAGUUAAACUGGUGUUUCUUUAUAUUGGAGUUACUAAGGAAGCUGUUCAAUGUUAGUUUACUGUCUAAGAGAUUCUGAUAGAUUUUCCACUAACUUUGCCAAACUUGUGGUAUUUCAGAGGCACAAAUUUAGGCUAAAUUAUAACUUUUUUUUUUUACUUAAAUUUGAAUUGUACAUAUAAAGCUAUUCCUAUUUUCCUUUUCUACUUGAAAAAAAAAAUCCAAACCUGCAAACGUUUCUUCCUCAAUUUUUCAAUCAGUACAUUUUAGCUUUCAGAAAACUACUUUAAUUAUUUCUCCACAAAUAUUACAAUAUCUGUUUGAUAUUUAUAGAUGUUGAAAAUGUUUUAUUUUUGAAGCUCUUUACUUACAACUUCAGAGCUCAUUAUUUCCAGCUCACUUACUUAGAGCGUGAUGCAGAAAUAGUAUUCAUGAAUGAAAUAACAUAUGAAAAUUUCUUCAUAGUCAGGUAACUCAAUUGAAAAUAUCACUAAAGAAGAUAAAUAGCAGAACAUCUAAGAGGAGCCCAAAGGCAAGAGUAGAACUCCUGAUGUAGUAACAAGAGAACUGAAAACACAGAUGUUAUAGAAGACGUACCUAUAUAAUGAGGCAAUUCCUCAACAGGCUAUAAAGCUGAAAAAAUAUUGGCAAGGUACAUGUGCCUCCUUACAUAUUCUAAGUAUCUAAUGAAUAAUGAGCUCGUUGUCUUUGAGAAAAUGAUUAUGAAAUGGUAUGAAAUUAUAAAAUUAUUGUUAAUAAUUAGAAAUGGACUAAUGUAGAUGCUAUGACCUUAUUCUCCCUGGACCGUAUGAUCCUCUAGUGCUUGUAAUGCAGUACGUCUCAGAGGAAGGAACCUAGCAAUACAUUGCUUAACUAGAUGUAUCUGUUUCUAGAGAUUUUUUUCCUUUAAGACUACCGGUUAGUUACAUCUUGGAAUCCUGUGACCUUGGGAUGUUAAAACUGAAUUUGUUUUAUAUUAAACAAAAUGAAUAUUAGAGACUUUACUCUCAAUUACAGUGGAGUCCAGGUAGUAUGAAAGGAUCUAUGGGUAAAUGAAAAUGAGACCCCCAAAUUUUUAUUGUAGCUCACAGAAAAGCAAAAUAACAGGAAAGAGAAGUUCUGUCUUAAAUACCUGGAAAAAAGCUGAAUCUUUUGAAAGUUGUGAACUCAUUAAGAUACUACCCAGAAUGCUUGCGAGCAAGCUGCUAUACAUCUUGUUUCUUCCAUUCACCUUGUAGCUCUGCAACAAUCCAGCCAUGUAAUUUUUGCCUCAUACCAAACCACCAAGUCUGACAUCCAUAAAACAGACAGCCAUCAUACUCUCUUAAACAAGCUAAUGUUUAAUUAAAUUUUUCCUCUUUAAGGAGCAUUUGUGUGUGUGUGUGCGCACGCGUGUUGUGUUCAUAAAAAAGAAUAUGAACAGUGCUCUUCCCUUCUUUGCUGUUUUACAUUAUCAUUCUUUGUCACGUUCUCUGUAAUGACUUAUUUUCUGGGUAAAUGUAGUCUCUGUAAACUGAAUAUUCUACUUGCUUCUUACCAGCUGGGCUAAGAAAUUCAUUCUGAGUAGUUCAGUUAACUAGUUUUCUGUGACACUGGUGCACCUGGAGGCUGUGGUCAUGAGCAGCAGUUCGCUGCUGCAACUACACCAACCUGAGUUCGGUCCUUGAUUCUUAGUCCAGCCUGCAGUCAGAUGCAUGGGAUUCCCAAGCCUCCUCUGCCAGCAUCGUAUCCCUGUAAACUGUGCGGUAUUAUGGAUUUGUUCAUGAAGGGUGAUGUUUUAUUUCAAAAUUUUUAAAUAUCUGUCUCCAGAGGAGUCUUUUGUGUACCCCCUCUACCACUGAAUUUUAAGGAAACUUGCAGUUACCAGUAAGAUGUCUCUCCUUUACCAGUUUUUCAGAAAAGAGAACUGGUGAUACCUUUCUUAUGGAGAGAGAUUCACAAAGUGAAAAUUUCCUCCAUAGUGGGUUUUAUGUUUCUUUGAUAUGCAAUUAUAAAAUAAGGGUCUUGGCUUCUGAGCUAGGAACAUAAUAGAGUAUAAAACAGAAAAUUUUUAUUACAAAUUCUUGAUAAGGGGAGGGAGAUUUUCCUUCAUGCUAGUGGAGUAGCAACUACCAUUUGGAACUUUUUCAAAACAGUGAAUUGAACUUUUGUUUUUCCAGGUUGUAAGUUUCUUUGCAAUGUAAUCUCUCAAGUUUCUAAAGAAUCCAGGUAAAAAUCAUGUGCUUAGUUUGGGAGGUGGGAAGGAGAGAGUCUAAUAAGAAAACAUAAUAUUAUACUUUCAAUUUAAGUUGCUAUAUCAGUUUAUAAAGCCACAAAUAAACUUUCAGUGCUGGAAUAAGGACCUCUGCCAGCAAAAUCAUUCUGCUCUUUGCCAGAAACACUUACAAUUUGCAACCCCUCUUUUGAUUUUGCCUAAUUCCAGUCCCAGUCGUGUAUAAACAUCAUGCUGCUUAUAUUCUGAUCAUUGAUUGUUAACUCUAUUAUAGUUUCAUUCCUUGUUUGGGUGGCUUGGGAGCAGGCUGUCAGAGGGCACAAACUUUGGUUUAGUUAUCAUGUUGAAUUAAAAUUGCAUUUAAAACUCACAAAAAUUGUUUCCCUAAGGCACCACUAGGAUUCUAAGUACAGUCUACAGACUUUUGUCAAGAUCCCCUAUAUGUACCUGCAAGCUUAUAGAAAGCUGGACCGAAGCAAAGAAAGUUCUAUCAAUAUUAGCCACAAACAGGUUGAGUUAGAAUUCAUAGUAUGUUGUUAAUUUCUAAAAAGCAUGAAAAGUGGCACUGCAUUCUACAAAUAAGAGGAUAGUAUAAAAUUUCCAAGCCUACAAAAACCAAAAAUUGCUAGUCUGUUUGCGUGUGUCACUAGAUGCAUUCACUGUGUACAAGAUUAUUUCAGAAUCAAAGUUCAUGAGGCAGAAGUCUUCCAGCAUUACUACAGGCAUCUGAGAAUCCCUUCCAUUGAUGUGUCUGCUGGUCUUUACCCUUUUGGUACCAUGUACAAAUACCUAACAAUGCUGAUGAUGUUUGCUAAUUAGUGGAACCUUCCUUUAUUUUGCAUGCUUGUUUCCUUUGACUCAACUUACUUGUCAGCAGAAUCCUAUUGCCACUUCAAUUCAAACAAGUUUGAAUUAAUACAAAGGUACGGCAAUUGUUUGCACCAAAAUCUCUUUACCAUUGCUUGAAAUUAACUUCAUGCUCUUAGACUGACUCCUAAGGAGACGCUGUUGAGGGAAGGAGUUAGCUCCACUGGACUAUAAUGUAUAUCUUCUAUGACUGCUAACACAUACAUGUACUGGUUUUACUUUCAAUUUUGCAUGAUUUUUCCACUUUAUACAGACUCAAGAUUUUGUUUUUAUUUUAGUAUAUUUAUGAAGGAUUUUCUUGAGCAUGUUUGAACGAAGUCACAACUAUCCUACAUUUUUUUUCAAGAGGCAUAUUGGACCUCACUCCAUUUCCUCUAAUUGUAUUAAAGACAUCCUCUAGCCCCAUCAUUUUAAUGGAAUCAUUUAGAUCAAUGUUUCCUGAAGACUAUGACAUUUUUAUUAACCCUACUGCCUACUUGCAUCUGAGCCUGAUCUACUGUGAUUUUAUGAACCUUCUUCAGACCUUUGGGCGCAGUGUGUUUUGAUUUCCUUGCCUAGUGGCUAGUGGUCAUUACUUGACCAGGAAGUGUCCGUAUUUGAUUUUCAUAAUACAGUGUGAAAUUAUAUUUCUUGCAGAUUAUUAUUUUUUUUUUUUUUUUACUAAAUGCAUUUUCAUAUUUUCCCUAACUGGUAUAGUCAAGAAUUCAAAGAGAAAACACCAUGAUCCAAUGUGCCUAAUAAGUGUUUAGGAGGCUUACAAGGUAUAGAAGUUCCUUGCCUAAUAAGAUUUACAGCUCGCACCGUGGCAAGUUUCUUGACCCAGAUGAAAGAUAUACUUUCGUAGCAUUCCCUAUCCAUAUUUGCCUAUCAAUAGACACUAAUGCUUGCAGCUUAAUAUACAAGUGAUAAGGACACAUUCUGAAUGCAAUUUUUUACAGGACCAUAAGAGACGUGUCAUUUUCUUUUCUUCAGCCUUAGAAUCCUUUAUUUUAGCCUGGUUUUAGUGUUCCUGCUCUCUUCCAUUGGCAUUUUUGUUUGUAUAAUAGAGAUGCACAAUUCUCAAUUACUCCACUACAAGUAGAGCCACAAGAAUAUUGUAUCUCAGCUGUGAGAAUCCACUGAACGUAGAGAUUGCUGUCCAACUGUAUACAGAAGAUCUGUCUCUAAAAGAAGCCAAGUAUGUUUGCUGAUAUCUUUGCAAACAGUACCAACUUAGAAGAAUGGGAGGAGACCAAAAAGCAGGACGUCCUACUUCCUUCUUUGUGAAUGAGAAGGAAUUGGGCAUCCGUUAUGUCCAACCAAGACACUGGAAAACAAUUGACUAGUUGAUGGGAGUAGUUUGCUUCACUACUUCAGCCUAUUGCUGGAGAAUGAACUGUGAUGAGUUUAUAAUUUUAAAUCUGUGGUCUCUUUGUAACAUCUAUAAAAUUUUAUUUGUUUUCACUUGAGAAUAAAAUUGUUACACACAAAGCAUAAAUUCAGGUUUGUGGGAUUAAAUGGACAGUGUUUCUUCAUGCCUCACAUAGAGUUCAUUGCGCACUAGCAUUUCUUAAAAUGAUUUUUUGUUUAUGACUAAACUUCAAUUAUUCAGCAAAGAUAGACAAAUCUUGUCAUAUUUUUUAACCUGUGCAUCACUAGAGGUUAUACAGAGGCUAGCGCUAAUGAGCCUUCAUAUAAUACAUUUAGGGUUGAUGGAUUCAUUUCCUUAAUUUUUUUUUUAUGUACAACAGAAAAAAUGUUUUCUAAAUAUUGAAAUAUGAUAAGAUGUAUCUGCCUGCUCAAAAGGUAUUUCUCUAGGGCUGCUGAUAUGUUAUGACUGCUCUUUAUUACAGUGAUUCAUAUUAACUCAUGUUCUCAUGUUUCCAAGUGUGUUGUUCAUUCCUUUUGUCUGAUGUUUAGAUUAUAAGAUUUAUGAUCCAGGAGUCUCCUUUAUUUUGUGUUUCCAGCACUCUUGUCACAGCAGGACUCUCGUCAUUCAGUAGGAUCCCUACACAGUACAGUAAUAUGAAUAAUAAUUGUAGUCAUAAAAUGGGUUAGGCAUUUCAUCUAUAAUGCUAAAUUCAAUGUGAUUUUGUAGUUUGCUUUUAUUUCUGUUGCAUUAAUAUUUUGUUAAGUUAUAUAUAUUUUUUAUUUGCCAUCCCGUGUAUAUGAAAAAAAAAUUGUUAAAAAAACCAACAAAACAAAACCCAAACCCAGAUACCAGAAGUUGGAUUCAGGAAGUAUUCUUAGUUCCUUCUUACAUGCUGAUGACCUUUGUUAAUAGUGGUAAAUUUGUAUGUUUGGUUCUGAAACAGCACAGUGAUUUAAGAAAUUACCUUAUGUACUUUUUUUGCUCUCCUUCCUUCUCUUGAGACUUAGUAACUAACCAUGUGUGUACUAAAUCUGUUUCCAUGUGAAUUCAAACAGGUUCAAAUCUGUGCCACUGCUGAUUGGGUUCGUAUAUAUUAGUCAAUGAGUAUUUUCAAAGUAAGCAUGAAUGUAUAUCCUUCAUUUCAGAGCUUUUAAAAUUUAAUGUAGGAGAGUAAAUGUAAGAACCGUAGGAAUAAUAGGUUUUUAUUAUCUUUUGUUGAAUGGCUAGAGCUUAGUCAUGCCCUUUUUCAUGCUCAAGAUAACACGUUUCAGGAACAUGAUAUGGAGAGACAGAUGCAUACACUGUAGACAGUUAUGUAUCUAAUAGGAAGGGACAAAAUCUGUUGAAGAGCCUGGAAGAAACCUCUAGAAGAUGAGCAUGCAACCGAGGUAAUGGUUGGCUUGACAUGAAGGUGUUUCAGUCUUUGCUUUAUCUGCCGAUGUGGUUGACUGGAGGUCUUGUUCUUCAUUUAACAGACAUACAUUAUUUUGUUGUGACUUCAUGCAGGAUGGAUGGAUAUUGGUUCCUGAACAUGCUAUUCCUUUUUGAUAAGAUGCAUCAUGUCAGUGCAGGUGCUCUGCUGUACUACCUCUGUAGUUAAACAGUCUGGAUUUUCUCAGUGCAAUGUUUAAUUAUGUUGUGUCUCUCUUCAAAAUUUCUCUUUAAGCAUUUUGUUUUAGUAAAGCCAUACACAAUGGUUAAAAAAAACAAAAUAAUAUCAUUUUUUGCUGAUUUGAGUCUGAUGUUUAUUUCUGAGAUACCUGUAAUUUAACUUGCUGACCUACAAAACCACAACAUAGAUUUUAACUUUUUUUCUGUGGCAAGUAGCUUACUACUGUUGGCUGUAGACAACAAUUUGGUGCUGAAAGGAAGCUUUAAGCCUCUGCGAGUAUUUCUGGCUCUUACUGCUGUCUGAGAAACAGUGGUGACCUCUCCUGACAGUGGACAUAUGGAGUCCCCAGAAACUAGUUUGGGCUAAUUCUGUGUGAUACGCUUUUUCCUACCAACAUUACCACUCUCUUGCCUAAGUCUGUUUUAUCCAGCUUUACUUUGUUUUAGAAUUUAUCUUGAAGUUCCUGGGGUACAGGGAAAUGGUGUUGUCUGUGCUUGAAAAGCUGUUGUAAAUGAGUUUUCUAAGCAUGCAGCUAAUACAGGAGACAACAAUGUCUGUUAAUCUCUUCAUUUAUGCAAUAUCUUCUCCAGCAACUUCUCUACCUGUGGUGCCAACUCAAUUUCUUUGUUUCCAAGUGAUUUCCUCCCUGUCUCUGUCUUAUAUGUAGAAUGAUCUUCUACUUUGUUCAUUGAGAUCUCUAAAAAACCGGUGUAUGUAAAAAAAAAAACAAAACCAGAAAAUUAAAUGCAAUUA